ACGGAGGACAAAGAUGCAUGCUGUUUGUUCCUGAAGUCUGUCAGAAUCGCAGCUGCACGUACAGCUGAGCAAGAAGUCAACAGCUUGCGUUGACUUUAUUGUUUGACAAAAUUCUGUGACAGCAGCAGCUUGUUGCAAGCGAAGAUGCAACAACUGCACCAACCUCGAAGCUUGGUUGACGUACCAACCAGCCUCAGCUUGAGAGUUCCAAAUACUACCGAUAGGAGGCUAGUGCCUUGGGCUAAUCUUCAUGGGUCAUGUACUUGCUGCAUUGCCCGUCACCCUGAUGGUAGCGACCAGAUGCAACGUUCAAGGCCUCCGAACUGCAGUGCCUUUCUUCCCACGCCUGCCACAAACUCUUCAUUGCAUUACCGUCUCUACUUCGCUCUCCACAGAUCUAGACUGAGGGAAUCUAGACAGUGCAGUAAGCUGUUUGGUGCGUGUUGGAGCUCUGCCACGGUUCUGUGCCAGAACACCUUCAGCACAUCAAAUGUAUUCUCAGCUCAAGCGAAACAUAAUCGACGUUGUAGCAUCUUCUGUAAACGUGGCGCUCGAUGGGCCAUUGCUUCGAUCAACGCAUGCAACGCCUCACUGGACACUGUGGCAAGUAAUGUAAAGCAUGCACGUGCUCUCCAACAACCACACCCGCAUGAGCUCCUUGGUGCCAUGCCCAAUGUGGGAUUCAGGAGGAACAGCGAGGGUGAAUAUCUUAAUUUGAAGGAGGAGAACGUUCUUCGAAGGUUGGGAAAGUGCUCGGUGCAACUUCAUAACUGGAGCUUGCUUCGCCACACUGUUCUGCGUGUGACCACCAGAUCCCACGGGGUUGAACCAUCUGCAAGGGAUAAGCCUGAGAAUUAUGGCAUUGAUGGAAUUGAACAGCUUUCGUCGGUGGCGGUUGUUGCAGAUUCAUCAGUCGGUGUUUCAGACCACCCGCAGAGAGUUGCAAUCCCUGUUCUCAGGGACGCUGAGAGAUCCUCUGUGGAGGAAGAUAGCUUGCACAUGGUUGAUUGGCCACAACUCUGUGAAUCGGUUGCAGGGUUUGCGUCAACUUCGCUGGGAAACAUGCAGCUUUUUAACCUAUGUCUUCCAGGCACCCAGGAGGAGAGUGAGGAGCUGUUGAAAGAGACAGAAGCAAUGAUAAAGUUGGAAAGCGCAAAUGGGGGUUCCUUGGAGUUUGGGGGCAUUCGAACGGAUAUCGUCUCGAAUGCGAUGGGGCGUGCAAGAAGGCAAACCCCUUUAACUGGUGUUGAGUUGUUGGCUGUGGCCUCCAUGUUGGAGGCUGCACAACAAAUGCGCCGGACAAUCUCCACCGUUGCAGCAGAAAAAAGGGAUGACAAGCAGACUGACACCUCUCUGUUGCCUCUUCUGGCAAUCACCAAGCCAAUCGCCACACACCCAGAAAUCAUCGACGCUGUGAAAAGCACUGUCCACGACGACGACGGAUCGAUUCGCGAGAAUGCAAGUCCUGAGUUAAGGCGUGCAGUCAUACAACGGGAUUCCCUCCGGCAGAAGUUGAGAGAUCUACUCAAUCGCACAGUGUCAAAAUAUGAUAACUCAUCCGGUGUUGUAGAGCAGGGAGGGCGGUUGUGCAUCGCUGUUGGGAUCGCUGGCAGAUCAGUUGACCCUUUGCCGGGCUUGCUUAUUGGCAGCACUGCUGGUGGAUCGACUCUCUACCUCGAGCCGCCUGCAGCGGUUCCUCUCAACAACAAACUGUCAGAGGCUAAUGCGGCUGUUGCAAAGGCUGAAGAGGCAGUUCGCUGGCGCCUGACACAAAGAAUCAUAGACUGUCUUGAUGACGUAGAGUUUGUGCUUAACUCGGUCGUUGAACUUGAUGUGAUCGCUGGGCGGGCACGGUACAGCUCCUGGAUGGGUGGAUGUCGUCCACAGUUUGUGGAUGCCGCUGAGGUUCGUAACAAUGCCGCAAGUUUGUCCCCUAGUAAGAGAGAGGGAGAGAGAGAGGGCAACGAUGCUCAUGGGGAAGCAGUACCUCCGGCAGCAGCUGGGGAGGGGGACGCAGUUGUGGCCAAAGGCAGAGGAACUGCCAAUCCCACUGCGAACGGCGGUACCGCAUGGGUCUUGCAUUUAGAGAAGGCGCGGCAUCCUUUGUUGGUGCAACAACAUCGCGAUGGCAUUCGGAAAGCGAGGGGUCGAGCCAGAAUGAAAGAUCGGGCAGCGAUGAUGGCGAAGAUGAGAGGUGGGGGUCUAUAUGUGGUGAAGGAAGCAGAGCAGACAGCAGCGGAGGCGGAAGCAGAGGCAGAGGCACUGGCAGCCACCCCACCAGUCCCUAUUGAUAUUUGCGUGCAAAGAGGAGUCCGCGUUGUGAUCAUCACUGGACCCAACACAGGUGGUAAGACGGCAUCCAUGAAAACGGUCGCACUUGCGGCACUGAUGGCCAAAGCUGGGCUGUAUGUGCUGGCACAAGAUCCUGUCUGUAUUCCGUGGUUUGACAAGGUGUUGGCAGACAUUGGGGAUGAUCAGUCACUUUCUCAGAGUUUGUCGACCUUCUCUGGCCACAUUCGCAGAGUUAUGAGCAUCAAAAGAGAGACUACGGGCUGCUCCUUGGUCCUUCUCGAUGAGGUGGGUGCGGGUACCGAUCCAGUUGAAGGUGCAGCGCUUGGGAUCUCACUUCUUCAGUCGUUUGCACAAAAUGGCCCGGGCGGUUCUCUUCUAACCAUGUCCACCACACAUCACGGGGAGUUGAAGGCUCUGAAGUAUGUCGAUCGCCGAUUUGAGAAUGCUUCUGUGGAAUUCGAUGAAGACAAGCUUGCCCCAACUUAUCGCCUGCUUUGGGGCAUUCCAGGUCGCUCAAAUGCGUUGAACAUUGCUUGGAAGCUCGGCGUACUGAUGUCGAUCAUUGAUGAGGCAAGACGGUUGCAUGGAUCAACGAACGCAGAGGUGAACGAGGUAAUCAUGAAUCUGGAGAACGAGAGGCGUAGGUAUGAAGGGGCAAUCUCCCAAGCAGAAGAGCUUUUGGAAGAGGCAGAGAGGAUGCACUCCGAUGUCAAGGAGGCUGUGCUGCGGCUGCAAAGGCAUCAGGCUGAAUUGUUGCUGCGAAGAUCAGAUGAAAUCCAGAGUAUCUUUCAGGCAGCACAGUCCUCUAUCCAGUUGUCACUUAGGAAAGCGAGGAACAAACGUCGAAAGCAACUUGCGGCACCUGUGGCAAAGGAGUCCAGUGAAGGACAACAAAGGGAUGAACAACCCAUCGGCAUGGAUCGAACAAGGGCCCCUCCACAACAAGACGCCAACAAUAAAGCUGAUAGCAAGUCCUUGGCAGACCAGGAAACUCUUGGGCAAGAACAAGGCACCAUGGAUAGAGCUGAAGGAGCAGCUGCAACCACAACUUUGUGCAUCCCAAAGGUAGGGGAGACGGUAGUCGUGCAGCGACUGAAAAUGGAGGGGCGUGUCUUGACGGUGUCCGAAGCCAAGAAGGAGGUGACAGUACAGUGUGGGUUCAUGCAAGUGACAGUUAGCUUCAGUGAACUCUCUCCCACGGCCGGAUCGCCAAUACCUACCAAAAAGCAGAUGCAGGAAGCGAGAAACAAGACGGGUGUAGAGUUAAGGGUUGUAGAGAGAAAGGCGGCCUCGACGAGGAGAACCCCAGUUCCUAUCAAGAGGAGUGAAAACACUGUUGACAUUCGCGGUAUGUGUGUCGACGAAGCCAUGGAAUUCCUCGAUGAUGCAAUUGAACGGCUGGGGAUGGAGGGGGAGAAUCAUGCACUUUUUGUCAUACAUGGGAUCGGAACAGGAGCACUCAAAGCUGCAACUCAGAUACAUGUUAGCAUGCACCCACUGGUCAGCAAGGUCGAGGAUGCAGAGGCAAAGCAUGGCGGGUCAGAGCUGUCAGUCCUUGAAUGGCAAGCAACAUCAGUCGCCGUUGAUGACCAAUAUCGAGGUGAAAGGUCGCCAUUGUUUUUGUGUGGGGUUAACGAAGAGCAGAGUGCUGGUGGUGGUGGAGGAGGAGGAGGAGGAGGAGGAGGAGGAGGAGGAGGACGUGGGGAAAGACGCAGAGGGGUGGGGAGGGAGGAGGGGGGGAGUGGCGGGGGGGGCGCUACACUCCAUCAUCAUCAUCACCACCACCACCAUCCGUCUCACGAGUCCACUGCAGCGGCGGCAGCAAAGCUGGAACUGCAGUGUCUGAAUUUCUCGGCCAAUGGACGACCAUACGGAGAUUUUCAGGGCAAUGGACGACCGUAUGGUUGUCUUCAGAUGAAUGGGCUUCAGGCGCAGGAGAUGUUCUUCUGCUUCUCUCAGACCGCUUGUGGUCAAAACCUGGUCUCUCCUCCUACUGCUGGAACCUCAGCUGCCUCAUCAUACCCUGUUGGCUCGGUGCCGCAUUUUAUACAAUCUUUGAAAACCUCUGCAUUGCCAUCCGCGCCAGACAUAGGCUCUGAUGAACUCAUUCUGCUCACUGCCGCUUUCAACGCUGCUGCAGCUCCUGCUGCCAUAGCUGCUGCUGCCACUGCUGCGGCUGCCAACUCUCCACUCUCAGCCGGCAAUCCACCUUUGCUGUCCGGAUCUCCGUCCCAUCUCCUCCCUCCCGCUGUGCAACUUCCUAGUCGGCAUCAUCAUCAGCCGCCGCCGCAGCAAAACUCGCUUUCCCGUCACCGUCAUCAUCAUCACCAUCAUCAUCAUCUGGAGGUGCAAACGAUCCCACAGCAACAGCAGCAACAGCAGCAGGAGCAGCAACAGCAACAACACCCGCAGCAACAGCAGCAACAGCAGCAACAGCUGCAGCAACAGCCGCAGCAACAGCCGCAGCAACAGCCGCAGCAGCGGCAGCAACAAGAACACAAUCGUCAUGACAGAUUGCCCCAGUUCUGGUCUUCUUCACCACGGUCAAAAUAUUCCACGGCUCCCCCUCCCCCGCAUCCCACUCCACCUCCUCCUCCACCUUCUCCUCUGUCCCACACUCCUCAAGUUCAGCAACAAGAUGUGCAGGGUCGUCAGCAGCAGUUGGCCUCUCUGCAGGGGUCCGACAAUGCUCCGCUUGUGUCUUCAGGAUUCUGUGGGGAGUCAUCUCCUUCAUCCCGAGUGCGUGGGGUGUCUUCUCCUAUCCCUCCGCCAUCUCCUGUCUCACCGAUAUCAUCUCUUCCACAGGAUCGAAGGAGCCCUUUCUCUCCAGCUGCGGUGAACUCUGGGCGUGGGGUUGGCACGGGUGUUGGUGGCAGCGGCGGGGGGUUGAUCCCCACCAAUCGCGGUGCUGUGGGAUUUGUUGAGGGACAAGAUGAUGUCCUGGUCUCUAAUCCUCACCACCUCCACUCUCUUCAUCAUCUGCAGCUUCAUCAGCAUACCAAUAUCAUCAGCAACAAGGGCAAUGGGGUUGAGGGCGGCAUCAAGUUUUUACCCGAUUUAGAAAGACCCUGUGAGAGUGUGGAAGAGAAAGUUGCCAAUUGGGAUGACCGUGGUGCCCUGGAGGCUUAUCAAGCAGUUCUCACCAGGGAAAGGGGAUUGCCAGGGCCACCACCACCGGGACCUGGCCUUUAUACCCACGAGGUUGAUUGGAGUGAUCUAUCUAGCAACCCCGCAGGCCAUGAGGACCUGCCAGAUUCCGCUGAGGAGUUGAAUGCCAGGCUGGCUAGGAGAAUCUCUUCUCCCAGCAAGAGGAGGCGAAAGAAACAGCCAUCGUCACAACAGCAACCAUCCGCUCAGCAGCAGCAGCAAGCGGCACUGCAGCAGCUGCAGCAGCCGCAACAACCGCUAUCUGAACGUCAUGAGCAGCAGAUGUCUCCGCAUUGUCAUCAUGAUCGUCAGCAGCAGCAAAAGAAGCAGCAGAAGCAGUACGGGGAAGGGGGGGAGCGGGGAGGGGAGGAGGAGCAAGGACGGGCAGGAAAGAAGCUUCAGGAGCACGAACAGCAGCAGAAAGAGCUGACGGAGCAGAAACAGCAGCUGGAAGCUGGGGUGCUGCUGGUACCGACUGUCCCAGUGAAGACAAAAUGUGCAAUAACUGGCCCUUCAUUGUCUGCCCAAGUAUUUGCCUCCUCUUCCUCUAAAGCUGUUCCUACUGCCCUGCUCAGCGCUGCUAGAGCUGAGCGCGAGCCCAUGCUGGCCCCUUUGCCACCCGUACUCCCUGCCUCUCCUCUUCCUCCUCCAACUCCAUCCUCGAUGGCAAUCGCAGCAACGUUGCAGGAGAGCCCGUCCCCUGCCCUCCGGUUGACGUUGGAAUCACUUAAUGUAAAAGAUAAUGUGGAGCAGGAGCGAAGUCACAGUGGUAAAAAUUUUACCCAAAAAGCCAGUUCACGGAUGUGGCCAGGCAGAAUUGCAGAGGCCGCACAAGAGGCUGGGAAAGAGUUAGAGAUGGACUUUGGUCUGGGAACUGCCUGGGUGGGAGGAAUGGGACAAACAGAAAAUGGGAUGGGAGCCUCAAGGGACAAGCUGUGGUGGGAGCGUGAUGGAAUGGGCUUCUGCACGCUGAAUACAGCUACUGAUCAGUGGAAUGAUCGUGGUGAGCUGGAAACUGAGCGAAGAGGGUUAAGCUUCUGGUCAAAUGCACAGGAGUAUCCAGUGAGGGAUGGAGAAGGCAAUGGUGGCGGUGAUGAGGCCCUGAGAGUGGGGAAGUACUGGGGCUAUAAUGGUGAUGCACUACAGAAUGGCGUGUCUCAGGUGCCACAACCCAUAGGUGUGACUUUGGGCAGCAGGGAUGACCAUAACUUGGAGGGGGGAUUGGGCGCAGAAGCGGAGGCAGCAGGAGGUGCAUGGGUUUGGAGCUUCAGUCCGACAAGAGCCUGGGGCACAACAGUUACAGGGAUCGACUGUGGGCAACAGGUGGCUGGGCCUUGUGCAGAGGCUAUGAAGACUGUUUCUAAGUCGUUGCAGCCUUGUAGUGGUGCGCAGUCGUGUGUGCCUGCAGUGUUCAACAGAAUCUCGCCAAGUGCUCAGCAGGAGUUGCUGUGCAGCGAUGUUCUGCACAAUAGCUGCCAGCAGCAGAUGUCAGGUAGUGGUUUUGCGUUCAGCCAGCAUCCAAUAACAAGCCAGGUUAGUGAUCACCCCCAGUGGCCAGUUGGGGCAACAGAUGGCACCAGGGACACCGAGGUCCCAAAAUCAAGAGGGGGUUCUCGAGGAGGUAGUGCGAACCUCACAGGUGUGGGAUCCAGGAAUAUGAAUGGAGAUGGCGGCUCCGGCAUCUUGGGAACGGGUCAUAAUGGGAAUGGGGUGCUGGUUGACCCUGGGGGGAAGGCGAAAAAUGCAGGUGCAGGUGGGUCGGCAUUUAGAGGCAUGUGGAAUGGACGCAGGGGAGGUGGGAAACAGCAAAAUGGUGGUGGGACCUCUUCAGGGGUUCCUCUACAGGUGGCCAAGAAUGGGUGGAAAGUGGAGGGACCGGUGAAAGGGGGCGUGGGUUCAAGGCAUCUGAAACAGGCGGUUGUGGAAGGGAUGGACUCUUCAGUUGGAGGAGGGCAUGCUGCCCCAAGCACAGCGCAUACAGUUGGCACUACAGGUCAGCUGCUGGGUUCACGUGGUGUACUGCAGGUGCAACAACAGAAACAUCAACAUGUCCCCGUAAAACAGUCGCAAGGAGCAGCUAGUUUGGCAGCGUUGAACAAUAUGAGAAGCCCUCCUCUGGAAGGGAUGAAUUUGAGCCAAGAGGAACGUGCGGCUGUUAUCAAAAGGCAUGGAGUGAUCAGAGUAUCCACAACGAAAGGGAAGGUGGUCUGAAGCUCUUGGCAAUGGAUCGGCGUAAGAAUCUGGAAUAGGGAGGGAUGUGGUGUUAGGUAUGUUUUGCCCUUCAACUCGGGGGAGAGGGCGGGCGGAUGGGGUCCUGAGGGGGAGAGAUGUACAGUUUGGAAGGGCUUGGGGGGGGGGGGGGGGGGGGCUCUCUGUCAAGUGCGUGAAUCGGUGAUGUUUUGACACAUAUCCACCGUCGGAAUGAUGCGGUGAGAGCAAGGGUGAGGUUAUGUUGCGGUGAGGCAGGGACAGGGUAGCUCACAUUUCUUGUGAGUGCAGCAGAGAGUGGGAUGGGUGGCAGGCGGGGGGUUAUUGGGGAGUGGGAAACGGGCUCGUUCAUGAUGGAGGCAAAGGAAGCGGCAACGCUAUUGGGCGCCUUGCCAUUCUAGAAUCCAUCCUGCCACACAAUUCUUGCAGCAGAACCUUGACCGACUUGAUCGGCGUUGUAUCGGCAGGGUGAAGUGGAGGGGUGGUGGUGGAGGGACUUGCAUUGCAAUGUCCGGUGAGAGAUUGUUUGUGCAGAGGAGCUUCUGUAGGUAGCUACGCUCAGUGUUCUGAUUUGCUGAACAACAUUACAAGAUGGAGGUGGUAUGAAGACUCCUCAAGUGUAUAGAUGAGUUUUUCGCUUUGUUCUAUUUAGUGUGCUUGUGGAUGGCAGUGAGUGUUGGUAGUGACAAACAAGGACGGAAAUAUGGAAGCACUGCCAAGGCUGGGAAGAGGAGAAAUGCCGGAGGCGAGGGUAGGGUAGGGGCGGGUACGGCUGGACUUCUGAGGCAGUCAGCCACCCCCGGGGGGGUGUGGGGUAGAGGGCUGUGGGCAGCGGUAAUUGGGUGGAAAGUAGCUGAGAUGGCUGGCUGUAUGACCACGAGAGCAAGAGAGAGAGAGAGAGAGAGAGAGAGAGAGAGAGAGAGAGAGAGAGAGAGAGAGAGAGAGAGAGAGAGAGAGAGAGAGAGAGAGAGGUGGGCUAAUGUGAGUUAGAUGCAUUGUAUUGUAGAAAGCAGCUAGUAUGGAGAGUGGUUCUGUCCUUGAGGUUCGGAAUUGAUAGGGAAGCUGUGGAGCCAUUGCAUGUGCUUGCAAAGCUGGAUGUCUGAAUUUGUAUAUUUGGGGCUGGGAUCGAUCGGAUUCUUGAAGCAGAGAUCGAUCUUACAGGCAACCAUUUCCUUCUGGACGUGCUGAGCAUGGCUUAAGAGGUUGGAGGUGAUGGCACAAGGGCAUAUCCCCCCUGAAGAUGUGAUUCUGAAUAUGCGUCUGCGCUCAGCGAUGGAAUUUCUACAGGAACUUGAUAGUUGCAUUAUGACACUGCGGUUUUAUGGAACAGGGUGCUCGUCAUUUGUAGCGCAGGCUGGGAGAUGUUUAUGCUUCUCUGUGCUCCCUUGCAGAAGAGGACGGGGAUGUCAGCGAGGUCUUGCUGGACUCUUGGAGGAGGUGGAGGAUAGACUAUUUAUGGAUAUAGAAGAGUGCAGCAUUAUAUUUUGUUGUGUUUGGGACGAGAGGAUCUCAUGUAGAAGCACCUGGUUGGAGGGUUGGACUCACUUCCUUGAAAGGGAGGGUGGGGAUGUUUGCGAGGCCCUAGGAAACCACUUAAGGUAAGCAAUGGCCUGCAUGCCUAGAAUGGUGAAGUUUGAGUCAAACGUAUUGCUGGGGGCGGGCGGAACUGGUUCGAAUGGUUGACGAUGCUGGUUGCCGCCAGUAGGGCAUUCGGACCAGCUGGUGGGAUGUACCUCAUGCUUGCGACUUUCUCAGAGAGGGUUCUUUCUAUCUCUGCGAGAGGCAAGGAAGGGCCUGCAUGCCUAGAAUGGUGCUGUCUGAGUCAAAAGAGCUGCUGGGGGCGGGAACUGGUUGAAAUGGUUGACGAUACUGGUUGCCAAUAGCAGGGCACUUGGACCAGCUGGUGGGAUGCAGUUGAUGAAUGUCUCGACUCUCUCAGAGAGGAUACUUUGCGGGUGAGUACUGCAGUAAAGGGUAAUGGUUAUG
Chara braunii is the source of this 9633-nucleotide messenger RNA. The record is from the annotation of a GenBank genome assembly. Lineage: Eukaryota; Viridiplantae; Streptophyta; Charophyceae; Charales; Characeae.